Messenger RNA from Alternaria postmessia, 1230 nucleotides. RefSeq lists its product as uncharacterized. NCBI's taxonomy places the organism in Eukaryota, Fungi, Ascomycota, Dothideomycetes, Pleosporales, Pleosporaceae. Bases 1 to 1230 code for a protein of 409 amino acids. The transcript has a single exon. Gene Ontology annotation, molecular function: N,N-dimethylaniline monooxygenase activity; NADP binding; flavin adenine dinucleotide binding. The record is from RefSeq and is a predicted model, not a curated record.
AUGUCGUCUCCCAACGUAAUUGUUAUCGGCGCUGGACCGUCUGGUAUUUCUAUGGCGCAUACGAUGAAGCACAAGCUGGGGUUCACCGAUUUCACCAUUUAUGAGAAGCUCGACGGAGUGGGCGGGACAUGGCGCACAAACACGUAUCCAGGUGUUGGCUGCGACGUGCCUACAAUUCUGUACUCGUUUGCCUUCAACCUCAACACAAAUUGGUCCAAGGAGUUGUGCGACGGCCCCGAGAUCUUGGAGUACAUGGAAGCCACCGUCGAUAAGUUUGACUUGCGAAAGCACAUGGAGUUCUCUAUCGAGUGCUUGGGCGCGAACUGGAACGAAGAGACCAAGAAGUGGGAUGUGCGCUUCAAGGAUCUCAAGACAAAGAUUGAAUUUGUGCGCUGCGCUGCGGUCUUCAUUUCCGCUGUCGGCGGCAUCUCGUAUCCCAGGGACGUCAAGUUUCCAGGGAUGGAGAAAUUUAAAGGGGCCAUGUUCCACACAGCUCGUUGGGAUCAUUCAUACAACUACGAAGGCAAGCGAAUGGCCGUUAUUGGAAACGGAUGCUCAGCAGCGCAAGUCGUCCCCGCAGUGGUCAAGGAUGUAGCGUCAAUCAAACAGUAUGCGAGGUCGGCGCAAUGGUAUCAUGAGCGACCAAAUCGGAACUUCAGCAAAGCUGAAACAUGGGCGUUUCGCUAUAUUCCGCUAUGGGAGAGAUGGAAAAGAUUGCAAUUGUUUCUGGAGAACGAUGAUCUUGUCACGACGUACAUGCCUGGUGCUGAAGCAACAACAAAGCGUGCCAAGGUCGAGGACCAUGCAAAGCGCUACAUUUUCUCACGGGCGCCGAAAAAGUAUCACAAUGUCUUGGUUCCAAACUUUCCGCUAGGUAAGGAAUGCACAAACUCUCAAGCACCGGCCUUGCUAACAAUUGAUCUGUCAGGCUGCAAGCGUCGCAUCUUCGACCCUAAUUACCUCGACGCUCUCAAUGAACCAAAUUUGGAACUCCUACCUGAAGGAAUCCAAGAGUUUGACGAGACAGGCAUAGUCAGCGAGUCAGGAAGGAAGGAGGAGUUUGAUGUCAUAGUCCUAGCAACGGGCUUCCAAGUCCAGCGUUUCCUCACUCCAAUGGAAGUCUUCGGUAAGGGGAAGAACCGAUUGAACCAACAAUGGAAAGAGCAGGGUGGCGCACAAGCUUACAUGGGAACUUUCGUGCACGGCUUCCCCAACUUCGCUAUUCUGUAA